AUGCCACCUGGGGCUCUAGCUGUAAACACAUCUCGCUUGAAGCAUGACACAAGGAACAAAAGCACCACUUCUAGCAUGCGUCAAAGAACACAAGCUCCUUCACCACCUCAUACCAGUGCAGCACCACCACCGCCUCAUACCACCGCAACACCACCACUGCCUCAUACAACCGCAACACCUUCAUCGCCUCUUAAAGCCCCAACACCUCCACGUCCAGUUUUCAACCAAACCGUGAUAGCAGGGGAGGAAGAGGAGAGGGACCAAACUGUUUCUGAUGAGGAAGAGGAGGCCACAGAACAAGCAUGUGCUUAUGGGAAAAGGCCUCUAAUUAGAAUUGUGGGAAAUAGGUUGACUCCAAGAAGUAUUGUUACUGGAGCUAUUAGAAAAGUUUUAAUAAAACUUUAUAAAGGAAAUUUCUUGCAGUAUAGUGAGCUUAAACCUGAGAAUAGAAGAGAAGAGAAACAUGCAUACUUUGAUUUGUUUAAAUAUUUUGUUCAAUGGGAGCCGUGCGCUGACGCCAAAAUACAAGAUUUGUUUCAUAAAGCUUGUGGUAAAAGAAUAUCUAAUAUAUUUGGUAAGAUUAGGAAAAAAGGGGAAAAACCGAAAUGGAUGGGUGAAAAGGUUUAUGCGUAUCUUCUUGAUGGGUGGAAAAUGGAUGAAUUCAAAGAGUCGGGUCAGGCGGGUACUUCCAUUGUUCCUUCUAGUGUCCAUCCUAGUUCUAGUGAUCAUCAUGAUGAUGACUCUAAUGGUCAGUCAUUGGAUCUAGAGGGAAUGAGUGAUGGAUGUUGA
Molecule: messenger RNA, 789 nt
Organism: Vicia faba (fava bean)
Lineage: Eukaryota; Viridiplantae; Streptophyta; Magnoliopsida; Fabales; Fabaceae
Source: the annotation of a GenBank genome assembly